This is a messenger RNA of Anolis sagrei ordinatus, 3532 nucleotides long. It is a transcript of the gene OGFOD3, whose product is annotated as 2-oxoglutarate and iron dependent oxygenase domain containing 3. Gene Ontology annotation, cellular component: membrane. The record is from RefSeq and is a predicted model, not a curated record. NCBI's taxonomy places the organism in Eukaryota, Metazoa, Chordata, Lepidosauria, Squamata, Anolidae. Gene Ontology annotation, molecular function: iron ion binding; oxidoreductase activity, acting on paired donors, with incorporation or reduction of molecular oxygen; L-ascorbic acid binding.
AUGGCUCGAUUCAGCGCGCCUGCCCUCUCCGGAAUCAGCUCGGCGCAACUUGAUUGGCCGCCGCCCCCGCCGCCCAUUGAUUGGCCGCUCAAGACUUCCCUUUGCAGGCGCGCGCAGCGGCCGCCCGAAGGCAUCGCUCGCGCCAUGGCUCCGCAGCGGCGCGCGGGGGCCAAAGCUCCGGAGGGCGGCGGCGGAGGAGGAGGCGGCGGAGGAGGAGGCGGCGGCAGCAGCGGGGGCGCGAGGGCAGAGGGGCGGCGCCGGCUGAGCAGUGGUGUAAAAGGCAAUGUCCCAAAAGACUCUCGCCGGAAGUGGCUGAAAGUGGCUUUCCUUCUCUCAUCUGCCAUGUUGGGCUACCUCCUGAGUGGGACUUAUUUUCUCAGUGAAGAUGGAGUUACAGAAGUUUUGGCCCAUUACAGUGAGCACUUACCAGAUAGAUUCAUCGAAAUACCCUGCUCAGAGGACUAUGACAGCCACAAGCGUUUUGAAGGCUGCACCCCUCGGAAGUGUGGAAGAGGGAUAACAGAUGCCAUAAUCAAAAGGGAAGAAGCUGAGAAAAUCCGUAGAAUAGCAGAGAGGGGACUGUCCCUGGGAGGAUCGGAUGGAGGGGCUUCAAUUCUGGACUUGCACUCAGGAGCGCUGUCUUUGGGGAAGCAUUUUGUUAACAUGUACAGAUACUUUGGUGAUAAAGUCCAUGACAUCUUCACAGAAGAGGAUUUUCAGUUGUACCGUGACGUGAGACAGAGAAUUCAACAAAAAAUAGCUCUUGCUUUUGGCAUCAGCUCCUCUUCCAUGUACUUGACAAAGCCAACCUUCUUCUCUAGAAUAAACAGCUCGGAAGCGAAGACUACCCAUGAUGAAUACUGGCACCCACAUAUUGACAAGGUGACGUACGGUUCAUUUGACUAUACAUCUCUGCUUUACCUCUCUGACUAUACAGAAGACUUUGGUGGUGGACGAUUUGUUUUUAUGGAUGAAGGGGCAAACAGGACGGUAGAGCCUCGAGCAGGCCGGGUUUCUUUCUUCACGUCUGGCUCUGAGAACCUCCAUCAUGUGGAAAAGGUCCAGUGGGGCACCCGUUUUGCCAUCACCAUUUCCUUCACCUGCAAUCCAGACCAUGGUAUUGGGGAUCCCGUUCUAACGUAACAGAUGGCAUAGAUGGAUUAAGAAGAGGAGCCCUGUGAGAGGAGAGGAAAAGAAAAUAUUAACUUCCCAUGUAAAUGCUGCUGCUUUUGAUCUUUUAAACUUUGUUUAAUGUAAAUGUGAGCUGUUUUCAUAUACUCUGUGCCCUCUUAAGUGUUGCAAACAGUGCCUUAAGGUCCAUCUUUGUACAUUCCCUGUCAGUUUGCUUUUUGUAAGGCAGUAGUUUGGCUUCUUCCCACCCUUUAAGAUCUCUUCACAGUUUAGAAAUUGCUGUAUAUGCUACCACAUUUCCCCACCACAAGGAUUUCCUUCACUCCGUCUAUAGGGUGCCCUAUGAAACAGCUGGUGAGCAGAUGAAUACUCAGGAAUGUGCUGUGAAGGACGGGUUCAAUUGCUUCCAACCCUUGGGGCUUCCGUCACACUUCCUCUCAUCCAUAAUUGGUCCCUACAUUUCUCCUCCUCCUUUUCUCCAUGGUAAUGUACAAGCUUUGGUAAAUAAAUGGGGCAACAAGUUUAUUGGCUUGUGCAUUAGCACAUUUUACACUAACUGGAAUGUUUUGUUUCAAACUGUAUACAUAGAACCCGUGAAAGUAGAAUGGGAUGAGCAAAUUUUGGGUAUGUGAGGACCAAAUUCUCUCCCCUAAGAUCAACUGCAGGCUACACUAAAUCCAAUGAAGAUUAAAAUGAAACACAAAACCUAAAAUUAAGCCAGUGGAACUGAAGUUCUGGUUUCCUUUUUCAGCGUGGAGAUGGGAAGCCUGCAUGCUUAUGCCCUUGGAGGUAUCCAUGACCUUUUCAUUAAACAAAAUGGGGGCACAUAGAGGGAGUUGUAAGCUGCAAAAGUCAUUUGGGGGAGCACUAAUCCCUCCUGGAUCACUUUGCACAGUCUUGCUUUAUAACUUCAUGGACACUACCCGUGUAAAUGUUUUCUUAAAAACGAAAAAGCAACAUUUCCAUCUUUAAUCUUGAACACGAAACAUGUGCUUUGACUACUGGAAUGGUUGUUGUUCCUGUACCCCAUGGUUGUACAUGAACUGAAAAAUUAUUUUAUUGAUUGGUAGGUGACUACUCAGGAUAAAAUAAAACUGUUCUGAAAAAAAUGUUUAAUCUGCUUGAUAUCUGACCUGUGUACUUGUAGAGAACACGUCUCUUCUUUUAAGGAAUCUGUUUAUUUCGCCACCUGUACCUUAGAUUCGAAAUAUUCAGCUAAUCUCAGGAUCUGUUAGGGUUUUUUUGGAAUGAACUCUAUAUCAACUGCACAGGAUAUGCAGUUAUCAAACUGAAUGUGAAAGAACUUCAAAUAACUCCUUGUUUACAACAAUAAGCAAGAUGUCUCUGGACAGUGCCAGAGACAUCUUGAGGGAAAAUAUAAUUUGGCUGCACACAACUUUUAAAUCAUAUUAUAUGGGACAAUGUUAUAAACUGGAAACCAAUGUACGUCUUGCUUUUUAUUAUGAAUGGCAUUUUAGCUUAGGGAAGGCUGAACUUUUUAUUCAUGUUCACUUGUUAUUCAGUCCAGUGUCUCAAGAUGUAAAAAAAAUAUGACUGACAUCAGCGGGAGAAAAAAAAAGUGGAAAUGGAGGCAAGCAAGUAGGAUGGUAGAAGUAAGACAAAGGUGUAAGUUAAUUCAUCACUGUCUGACUUGUAGAAUUCAAUGUGUGUGUAUUGUGUACAUCCUUUUUGCUCCAGGUUUUCCUGGAUUGCAUAGAUCAAAAAUGCUACAGUAUGAACCCCAUAUUCAUGGGAUGAUUAUCCACAGUUUUAUGUAUCCAUGUCCAAUAAAUUAUGUCCUCUCUAGGCAUUUUCUAGGUCCUCCAGCGUGACUUUAUGAUAUUCUUGGCUGUUCAUUACAAAACGCUUCACCCUGUGAAAAUGGGAAAUAAAGGGAAGCCAAGUAUAAACUGUUACCUCUCUUUGAAAAGCUAAAUUAUCUGUCAGUACUGCUGCGAGGCAUGGUUUAAGAGAGCACAAUUUAAUCCUAUGUGUCAUAGCUGACUGACUCCCUCAAAGGAGAUGUGAGUUGGAGACCCAUACUAGAGACUACUCUGUGCCCAGCAAGAGAUGGUAAAACAUGCUGAGCUUCUUAUCACUACAAAACCAGUCAUAAGCAGAUGUAAUGGAGUGAUAGAUAUUCAAGUGCAAGGUUGGAAAGCUCUCCUCCAGUCUGCAGCUUACCACUCACUCCUUCCAGUGGAGGAUUUGCAAAAGCCUAACAGCAUGCAGGCCUCAGGUUUUCCAUUUCAGCCUUCUGCAGCCUGAAAGCUUGACACUACUUUGAGCCUGAGUUCAUUUGAAUAACACACUAACACCAGGGAUCAAUAAUUGCCAAAAUGCCUGUAGGCUCCAGAAUGUUUGUCACACAUUCACAUCAAAUAAACCAUGAAACAACCCA